Molecule: messenger RNA, 386 nt
Organism: Spirodela intermedia
Lineage: Eukaryota; Viridiplantae; Streptophyta; Magnoliopsida; Alismatales; Araceae
Source: the annotation of a GenBank genome assembly
AUGGCGGACCAGGGCGGCGGCGGAAGCAGUAUCACGGCGGCGACUGGGUCAGGGGGGAAGCAGAAGCCCCCGCUCAGGCUCGCCGCUGACGACACGAAGCCUCUCCUCCGAGAUCCGGUGAGAUCAUCGCGCUCCAACUCAGCUGGCUCUCCAAACUCGUUUUCAAACUCGUUUCUCGCCGUCCGUCGUUGCGUAGGUAGAUCGUAGAGGGAUGAGAGGCGGACGCGCAGAGGUCCUUUGUAGGAGGCCACUGAUCUCUCAUAUGUUCAGAUUUCUGCUGCUUUUUUUGUCAGAUCCUGAGGUCGGAUCCCAUUGAAACGGAGCAGGCCGUGCUGAGGCUUCCUCCGCUUCUUACCUCGCCGUGCAGCGAUGGAAAAAUGAACUGA